AACUCUGUCUACGAACUGAACAAGUAGGUUAGGUAGUGUGUACUAGUAUGUAUGUCGACUGACCCCAGAAUCUACGAGUGAAUUAGUUAACUAAAUUAUAUUAUUGUUGUUAUUUUGAAUAGUGUCACGAUGCCGGCUUACGAGUUAUCUUUAAUGUUACGAGCCAUGCCAAAACCUGAAUUAAAAACGACAUUGACACGUAUUUCUCAUGCAAUUUUCAAUCGCGGUGGUAUUAUAAAAAAUAUUGAAAAUUUAGGUUUUCGAAAAAUGCCAUAUAAAACAAGUGCCCAUGGCUUAGUACAUCGGGAAGCUAACUACAUUAUAUUUAAAAUUGACACAGGCACUCAAACAGUAGCAGACCUUAAAGAAGAAUAUAGUAGAGAUGUGGAUAUUAUCAGACAGCGAGUAUUUCGAGUUCAAGAAGAUAGUGACCAUGCAUGCACUUUAGAAACGGAGAUGUUGCCCCCUGCAUACCGCGAGGAAGUACAGAAAAUGAUUGAAGUGGGUAAAACACAAGUGAAUCGCUUCACAUAUAAAUUUAAAUAUAAUUCUGGAUUAGAUUACUAUCCUUUCCAAAAAUAAUGCAUCCCAUAUUUGUAACAUAGAUUAUAGUUGUAGAUAUUUUAGCAUACUUAUCAAUAUAAAUUAAAGUUAGAUAUUGCAAAGAU
This is a messenger RNA of Amyelois transitella, 668 nucleotides long. It is a transcript of the gene mRpS6, whose product is annotated as small ribosomal subunit protein bS6m. Gene Ontology annotation, biological process: translation. Bases 130 to 582 code for a protein of 150 amino acids. The record is from RefSeq and is a predicted model, not a curated record. Lineage: Eukaryota; Metazoa; Arthropoda; Insecta; Lepidoptera; Pyralidae. The transcript has a single exon. Gene Ontology annotation, molecular function: structural constituent of ribosome; small ribosomal subunit rRNA binding. Gene Ontology annotation, cellular component: ribosome; mitochondrial small ribosomal subunit.